UCUCCUCUCCUACUUGUCUCCUUGUCUCGGCUUCCUUGUUUUCACAUAACAACAAAAUCUCUUAUAACAUAAUCUUUUGUCCAAAACUCUAAGCCAUGGCUACUGUUGUAUAUCAAGGGUUUCAAUCUUACUUUCAUGAGUCUCAACACUUUGAGCCAAGAGCUCUAAGACUCAGGCUCUCUUCUCCUAACAAUCCUCAAUUAUCCACUCCUCUCAAAUCCCAUUUCAUAGACUCAUCCAUCACUCCACAAGACAACACUACUACCACUAAUGCAGCCUCCUUGUCCUCAUCAGGUCCUAACUCGGACUCUAACUCGGAAAGUUGGAGCUUCCUUGAUCCCCUCUCAAACUCGAGCUCUGAUGAUAAAGAGAAGACAACAUUAUCACCAUACGUUCCUUCUCCAUCUUCACGUAGAACUCUCAGCGAUGAGAGCCUAGCAUUGUGCACUGAAAGCCUCGGUAGCGAGACCGGCUCUGAUGUCAUCAACGAUCAAGAUUUGUUCUUAGUUUCAUCAGAACUACAAACCAUGGAAACUAGAACGUCGACGACGACAUCAGUAUCAUCACGACAAGGUAGGAAGAGGAAUGCGAUGGAUUCACUUCCACCUCCUUUGACAAGUAUGAGAGGUUUUGGUUGCAUUCAAGUCAAGUCCCACCGUGAGAAUGGGAGAUUGGUAAUGACGGCCACGAAACCUCCCCCGCGCAAUCGGUGCUUACAGGACCGAAGUAAUGGCUGCGUCCGGCUCGCUAUCUUGAUUGAUUCUGAUGAACGCAUAGAGACAGAGACCAAAGAUGAAGAAGAAGAAGAAGAAGAAGAAGAAGAAGAAAUAAUCGAGAUAGAGAGAGAUAACGAAGAAGAGAUUCCAGAAUACGAGGAAAAAGAAGAAGAAGAAGUUGAAGAAGAAGUUGAAGAAAAGGAAGAAAUCGAAGUGAUGGGUAUUGAGAAAAUACAAAGAUCAAAAAGAUGUCAUGAAGUGGAUCAAGAAAACAGAGGAUUUCGAAAUUGGGAAUCUUUUUGUGUUGCCACUUCCUAAGAAAAUAAUCUGUUUCCAAUCUCUCUGUAAUCACAAUUUCACACCUAUUUUUU
Eutrema salsugineum is the source of this 1087-nucleotide messenger RNA. Its product is annotated as protein FANTASTIC FOUR 4. The record is from RefSeq and is a predicted model, not a curated record. The coding region runs from base 96 to 1034 and encodes 312 amino acids. The transcript has a single exon. Lineage: Eukaryota; Viridiplantae; Streptophyta; Magnoliopsida; Brassicales; Brassicaceae.